Molecule: messenger RNA, 333 nt
Organism: Striga asiatica
Lineage: Eukaryota; Viridiplantae; Streptophyta; Magnoliopsida; Lamiales; Orobanchaceae
Source: the annotation of a GenBank genome assembly
AUGGGAAUCUGGUUACUCUCCUCCCACCCGACAUUCUCUUUAUCGGAAACCGAAUCGAAGGAAGCUUUCGGGUUGCCGAAAAUCUACUUCAACGAGCCCCAACUCAGAUCGUCGGAGAUUUCUCCAUUGUUGUCAAAGGCGGCGUUGUUCCAUACCUGCAGAUCGGCUGAAGGAUCAAUGGCUUCUGGAAUUCGAAGCACACUCAUUUUUUUUGGGUCUUUUCGCGUAAUGGAUAGAAUGUACAGAAAAAAUACCUUUUUUGUGAAGAGUCCAAACCCAUCUAUCUUCUUGUUGAGGGUUAAGCGAGGUCGCUCCAUGUGGCCGCUGGAUUGA